Messenger RNA from Syngnathoides biaculeatus (alligator pipefish), 2675 nucleotides. It is a transcript of the gene scamp2, whose product is annotated as secretory carrier membrane protein 2. Gene Ontology annotation, biological process: protein transport. Gene Ontology annotation, cellular component: trans-Golgi network membrane; recycling endosome membrane. The transcript is spliced from 9 exons. The record is from RefSeq and is a predicted model, not a curated record. Bases 29 to 1141 code for a protein of 370 amino acids. NCBI's taxonomy places the organism in Eukaryota, Metazoa, Chordata, Actinopteri, Syngnathiformes, Syngnathidae.
UGGCGUUGUGACGUCACCGCCCAGUUGUAUGUUUGCGCACGCGCACUGCACUCGGGCUGAGGAAGCGAGUUCAAGAGGAAACUUCGGCGGCGGCGGUGAGGAGCUCGUUGUUUAUUCCCCCGCGCACAGAGGAUUUAACCACCGAGUUCCCCAGAAAAUGUCGGCGUUUGACGACAACCCUUUCGCCGAAGCAGAUGGCGUCAACCCCUUCAAUGACCCGGCUGUCACGCAGGUGACAAACUCCAGCAUCGAACCUGUGGACCAGUACAACCCUUUCCCCGCCACAAGCCUUCCUAGUCAGACCACUCCGGCCUCCACCUCUCCCUACCAACCGGCGGUGCUGCAGGCAUCCUCAGAGCCCAGUCCACAAGCGACCGCCGCCGCAGCACAGGCCGACCUGCUGAGGCAGCAGGAGGAGCUGGAGAGGAAAGCUGCCGAGCUGGACCGCAGAGAGCAGGCGCUCCAGAACCGAGGCUCCUCAGGUAAAGAAAACAACUGGCCUCCGCUCCCCAAGAGUUUCCCCAUCAAGCCGUGUUUCUAUCAGGACUUCGCCGAGGAGAUCCCCAAUGAGUACCGGCGGAUUUGCAAGAUGAUGUACUACCUCUGGAUGUUCAACUGCGUGACGCUUUUCCUCAACAUGCUGGCUUGUUUGGCCUACUUCACCACGUCGUCUUCCUACGGGGUCGACUUUGGUCUCUCCAUCCUGUGGCUGAUCCUCUUCGCUCCGUGCUCCUUCCUCUGCUGGUACCGGCCCGUCUACAAGGCCUUCAAGACCGACAGCUCCUUCAGCUUCUUCUUCUUCUUCUUUGUCUUCUUCUGCCAAGUGGUCAUCUUCAUCAUCCAGUCGGUGGGCAUCCCCGACUGGGGAAACAGCGGUUGGAUCGCCGCCUUCUCGGUCAUCAAGUCAUCCAAACCGGUCGGCGCCAUCAUGAUCAUCGUGGCCAUCCUCUUCACCAUCUGCGCCGUCAUGUCCGUCAUCCUCCUCAAGAUGGUUCACGGCAUGUACCGUCGGACUGGCGCCAGCUUCCACAAGGCCCAGCAGGAGUUCUCGCAGGGGAUCUUCACCAACAAAACAUUCCAAAGCGCCGCCGCCAGCGCGGCGUCCUCGGCGGCGCAGGGAACGUUCCAGGCGAACAACUAGCCCACGCGGGGCUGAGCGUUCAGGUCAAGGUCUUCACGUUAGCAGGUUGGCCGUUGAGUUUUGUUAACGUGUUGACCUUGAGCAAGGUGAGGCUGCACUCAUACAAGACACCCACCACCACGGCCACAGAUGACAUCAUCUAGGGAGGGACGACAACCACACCAGGUGCAUUGUGGGUGAAGUAUGGAGAGACGUUGACUGAUGGCUCAUUUCACUUUUGUCUCGGCUGUGUAUAUUUUGUGUGCACUUUUUGCCAACGCUCUUUGAUGUAAAGCGUCUGUGGCAUAUUUUUUUUUUCCCUGCGUGUGUGAGAUUCUUUGCAACCAUAAUUUUUCUUUUUUGCGCCAUUGUUUGGCAAUUUAACAUUUAGGUUUUGUUAAAACCAAGGAAAAGUGACAUUCGCACAAGUGCUGAGGGGGAAAAAUAUGAAGUAGAUCCAUUCCAAUAACACAUUCCUCAAACAGUCUUCCCUCUGCGUCAUCGACUUGAAAAAAAAAAAAAAACUUGCAUAUGAAAAGUCUACACACCUCUGUUCAGAUGGCAGGUUUUUGUGAUAUAAAAAGAGACCAAAAUAAAUAAUUUCAAAAUUGUUUCAUCUGUGAAGAAUUGAAGAAGAACUCAAUUAGGGGGGGAAAAAAAUAAACUUUUUUGAAAUAAGAAUUGAAAAUAAAUUUGUGAGAUAAUGUGGUUGCACAAGUGUGCACACCCUUUUUGGGCAUCUUUUAAAUAAGAGUCAAUCUACUGCUGUUUAGUAUUGCUCCAAAAAUGUUUGGCCCAGUGGACACCUUCCCCCGUCUGCAGUUAAGUCGAUAAAUACCCAUGACCACUUUUUUUUUUUUUUUUUUGUAGAAAUACGGUCUUAUAAAGUUCUGAUUUUAUUUUUGUUCUGAAACAAAAAACAUCUUUUUGAGUAAAUGAUCUCAAGCUUUGAAUAUAAUGAUGAAAAAAAAAACCUGCAAUUCAGAUCCUUCAUUCAGCACCACGCACGAUUAGUUUCCUCAGGGUAUUAUUUCAGUGUUGCAUCAAUUAAUUAAGACAUAAUAAAAUCUGAGUCUUUUGUUAUUAAUUACACUUUGAUCCCCUCGGGUUUGUAAUAGAAAAGUCCUGGUAGAAAUUGACAAAAUCACUCAUAAGUUUAAUGAAACGAUGAAUUCAAAUCUCAAACCUUUGUCGUUUGCGCUUUUUCAUCCAAAUUCUAAAAGCAAAACGAUUUGUGCAAGCAUAUUAAUUUUCAGUCCGCUUCCAAGUGUUUUUUAUGGGAUGUAUCACCUCUUUAAUUGUGGAUGAAUCAGGUUUGUGCUGCAGAUGAUGAUGGAUUAUAACUAAUUUAAAAUUUGAUCCAGCAUCCAAAUGGUUAUACAAUAUGUUUGGGUUUUUUUUUUGUUCUCAAUUCAUAUUGUGUUUGGAGACGUCAGUGCCUUUGGUAUGAAAAGAUUUAAUGUAGCAUCUAAAAAUAAAAUGCUUUGCUCUCAAUCCAUGUCUGUAUUAAAUAUGAUGUACUUUAUGUACAGUACUUUUUUUUUACCCUGUUCGA